CAGUCACUCGGCCACUUCACUCGUUUCUGAGCGUCUAUCUCCAUUCGCGGCGUUUAUCGCUCCAGCUGGUUCUGACCUUUCGCAAUUCUGCAAACAAAUAGGCGUAUCUAUGCAUGUUCCCAUAUCCUUAGGUUAUUAAACCAAAUGGGCACAGGCGCAAUACAGCACAUUUCGGUAGCGGAGAUGCAGGGCUUCAACGCAUAGCUGCACGCGCCAAGCAGCAAUGUGGCUGCUGCUGCGUUUAGCAGGUCUGCGAAUGCUGGGUCCCAGCCGGCGUGUGCGGCGGGCAACCUGGUGGGCAUCUGCAACCGCUGCCAGGUGGCCAUCGUGGCGCUCCACGGCGAGCCGUGCCACCUGGUCAUGUCGGUGUUCGAGCCGGCGCCGCCCGCACACUACCAGGGCCGUGACCAGUGGCGGCGGCGGUGGCGCAGCAGCAGCUCCAUGACCUAGCUCUGGAUCCUGAAGGGGCGAUGGAGGCGCAGGCCGAGCUGGCGGCAGCUGCCGUGGUGGGCGGAAAGGGGCGGCAGCCGGGAGCCAGCGGGCGAGGUGGCGGAGCGGGAAGCAGCUGGCAGCGCUGUCCACCGCUGCGGCGCGAGUUGCCGCUGUCCUGGCCGUUGGGGUUGGUGGCGGCGGCGGCGAUGGACCGACUGCAGCUGGCAGCGGCGGACCCAGGUCCGGUGCGGGCGCGGCAGAUGGCGGUGCCCGGGCAUGAGCUGCAUGGCCAGCCCUGUGCGGCUGCUGCCAACCGCGGUGCUGGAGCUGGUGCUGCAGGCUGCUCUGCCGCUCAGCUGCCCGCCCCUGCCGCCGGGCCGGACAGCAGCAUCGACCCCAGAAGGGUCACACAGGGGGCGCGCUGUUGCCCCUGUGCCGCUGGCACCGCAGCCUCCGCCACUGCCGUCGCUCCCUGCACCGCAUCGCGGCUGCCAGCUACUGUGGUGGUAGUGGUGGACGUGUGGGCGCCGCCGUAGGUACCUCAGCAGCACCAGCACCAGCACCACCAGGCUCAUCAAGCUGGGCCCGGAGCCGCCGGAGGAGCAGGCGGUGGUGUAGGGGCAGCAGGUCUUGGGCAUAGAGGAGGUGGAGGUGGCGGAGGCGGCGGUCCAGGGGACGCCCUCGCGGCGGCAGGGCUGGCGUUGCCGACUGGCACGGCCCGGAUGUGGCUGCUGCUGCGCGCUGACGGCUUGGCUGUGUGGCCAAGUAAGCGCACCGCGUCUGCGCGUGCCGUCAGAGGUGCGUGUAGAGGUGCCUUCAGAGGUACGGGUCAAAGGGCGCGCUUCCUAUGUUUGGGUGGCACAGGCUGCUUGGUAUGGAGGGCAUGCAUGUAGGCGGGUUAUGGCGUUGGUGCCGUGCGGGCGCGUGAAGCUCGGACAUCUGACUGCUUGCGAGUGCAAUGCAAAUCCUAUCAUCCCUUUGUUAUGGCCACAUACCAUCGGCAUUGCUUGGACCGUUGUGGGUUGUCUACUCGCAGUUUGCCAGAGGCGGAUGGACAGCAGGCAAGUAGAACUGGGAUCCCAGGUCGCGGGGAAUCGCGGAUGAAAGGCCGGGGCGAGGGCGACGGGUUACAAUCCACGGGCGUGCUGCGCGAGGCUGCUUGUCAGGUUGGCUUGCCCCUUCCCCCGAAGGGGGAGGGGCGGAAGCCAUUGCGGUCGCAUCGAGUCCCAAGGCGGCAAGGCGGGGCCCCCUCGGUUAUUCGAGUUUUAUGUGCAGUUACGUCGGGAAACCCGAACGAAGCCAGAGUUCUUGUGCAAAUAAUACGCCGUUCAAUUUGUCCCAAGCGAUGCAUAACUUUGCGGAAACGCGAGGAAGACGUAAGACUAGAGGCGAAGGGAUUGGAGGCGUUGGAGGACCCCGGCGCCACCGGAUUGCAAUUCUUGUCAGCCGCGGACUUGUGGUAGAAGAUGAUACCUCAAAACAGUAAAUCAAGACACUGUGAGUGAGAAGCGCAUGCGACCUCGCCGCUCGGCAAAAGCAGCGACGCCGUUUUGCUUCAUCUCAAUGCAGCGCUGAGUUUUGUGGUAUCAACGGUGCAUACUAUCGUGGUGGCAAUGUCGCGAAAUCAU
Messenger RNA from Chlamydomonas reinhardtii, 2060 nucleotides. RefSeq lists its product as uncharacterized. The record is from RefSeq and is a predicted model, not a curated record. NCBI's taxonomy places the organism in Eukaryota, Viridiplantae, Chlorophyta, Chlorophyceae, Chlamydomonadales, Chlamydomonadaceae. The coding region runs from base 471 to 968 and encodes 165 amino acids. The transcript is spliced from 4 exons.